Messenger RNA from Gossypium raimondii (Peruvian cotton), 2151 nucleotides. Its product is annotated as probable sulfate transporter 3.3. Lineage: Eukaryota; Viridiplantae; Streptophyta; Magnoliopsida; Malvales; Malvaceae. Gene Ontology annotation, molecular function: secondary active sulfate transmembrane transporter activity. Gene Ontology annotation, cellular component: membrane. The coding region runs from base 91 to 2049 and encodes 652 amino acids. Gene Ontology annotation, biological process: transmembrane transport. The transcript is spliced from 13 exons. The record is from RefSeq and is a predicted model, not a curated record.
CAUAAAUUGGAGCAUUGCUCAACCGAAACAAGCUAACACCUAUUACCAAGUUUCUUUGUUCUUGCUUCUAUUUCUACUACUACUACUACCAUGGAGUACUCUAAUUCUAGCAACACGGAGCAGCCUCAAACCUGCCUUGAAAUAACCAUGGAGGUUCACAGAGUUGUCCCACCACCCCAUAAGAGCACCAUUCAUAAGCUUAAAACCACGCUCAAAGAAACUUUCUUCCCUGAUGAUCCUCUGCGCCAAUUCAAAGGACAACCUACCGGGAAGAAAUGGAUUCUUGCAGCUCAAUACAUCUUCCCUAUUCUCCAAUGGGGUCCUCAUUAUAGUCUCGGUCUCUUCAAAUCUGAUAUUGUUGCCGGACUUACCAUUGCUAGCUUAGCCAUCCCCCAGGGAAUCAGUUAUGCUAAGCUUGCUAAUCUACCACCAAUUGUUGGCCUCUAUUCCAGCUUUGUGCCUCCUCUUGUAUAUGCUGUACUUGGAAGCUCCAGGGACCUUGCAGUAGGGCCUGUUUCCAUUGCUUCACUUAUACUUGGAUCCAUGCUUAGACAAGAAGUAUCCCCUGUCAGUGAUCCUGUCUUGUUUCUUCAACUAGCUUUUACUACAACUUUCUUUGCUGGUCUUUUCCAAGCUUCUUUGGGAUUUUUAAGGCUCGGAUUUAUCAUUGAUUUCCUCUCGAAGGCAACACUUAUCGGUUUCAUGGCAGGGGCUGCUAUAAUAGUUUCUUUACAACAACUGAAAAGCCUUCUUGGAAUCACUCAUUUUACUACAAAAAUGGGUUUGGUACCUGUUUUGAGCUCUGUUUUCCACAACACAGAGGAGUGGUCUUGGCAAACAAUACUGAUGGGGUUUUGCUUCCUGGUGUUCCUGCUAGUGGCUAGACAUGUUAGCAUGAAAAGACCAAAGCUGUUUUGGGUCUCAGCUGGUGCUCCUCUUGUUUCAGUCAUCCUCUCUACGCUUCUGGUUUUUGCAUUCAAAGCUCAGCACCAUGGCAUCAGUAUAAUUGGAAAAUUGCAAGAAGGAUUAAAUCCUCCUUCAUGGAAUAUGCUGCAAUUUCGUGGAAGCCACCUUGGACUGUCAAUAAAAACUGGCCUUGUUACUGGCAUUAUUUCCCUCACUGAAGGCAUUGCAGUAGGAAGGACUUUUGCUGCUCUUAAGAAUUACAAAGUGGAUGGUAACAAGGAAAUGAUGGCAAUUGGGCUGAUGAACAUGGUUGGCUCCUCCACUUCUUGCUACAUUACAACUGGUGCCUUCUCUCGAUCAGCGGUUAAUCACAAUGCAGGAGCGAAAAGUGCAGUGUCUAACAUAGUAAUGUCGAUUACGGUUAUGGUGACCCUUCUCUUCCUCAUGCCUUUAUUCCAGUACACCCCAAACGUGGUGUUGGGAGCUAUCAUUGUGUCAGCUGUAGUUGGCCUUAUAGACAUUCCAGCAGCCUGUCAAAUUUGGAAGAUCGACAAAUUUGAUUUCAUUGUGAUGUUGUGUGCUUUCUUCGGGGUUAUUUUCAUCUCGGUCCAAGAUGGUCUUGCCAUGGCAGUUGGGAUGUCUAUUUUCAAGAUCCUCCUGCAAAUUACUAGGCCAAAGACAGUGAUGUUGGGGAACAUUCCCGGGACAGAUAUUUUCCGGGAUCUUCACCAUUACAAAGAAUCGAUGAAGAUCCCGGGUUUCCUUAUCCUAAGCAUUGAAGCUCCUAUCAACUUCGCUAACUCCACAUAUCUGAAUGAGAGGAUCUUGAGAUGGAUUGAAGAAUAUGAAGCCGAAGAUCAUAAGAAGCAGUCAAGCCUUCAAUUUGUGGUUUUAGUGAUGUCAGCGGUGAGUGCCAUAGACACGAGUGGCGUAUCAAUCUUUAAAGAACUGAAGAAAACAGUGGAAAAGAAAGGAGCUGAGCUUGUGUUGGUGAAUCCUUUGGGAGAGGUGAUGGAAAAAUUGCAAAAAUCAGAUGAAGCAGGGGAUUUCAUGAGACCAGAUUGCUUGUUCUUGACAGUAGGGGAAGCUGUUGCGACGCUUACAGCAACAAUCAAAAGCCAGGUCUCCAAUCAUGUAGUAUGAACAAAACCAAAAAUGUAACUCCACAAAAGCUAUCAUGUUCUGGUGUUUUACAAUGAGAAUAUCAAAAGUAUUUCAUAAUAUUAAAAAAUAUAUAUUUAUCAA